AUGAAUAGGAUGGGACAGAGUUAAUCAAAUGCAUUAUCUACAGCUAAUUUCAGUGAAGAAGAAAAGCAAUCAAUCAUUAAGUACAUUGACGAACUAAAAUACGCUGACAAAAGAGACAAUGCUUUGAUUGAGUUGAGCAGGCAAAGAGAACAUUUCGCUGAAUUAGCUCCUUUUAUCUGGCAUUCAGUUGGAACCAUAGCUGCUUUGCUCUAGGAAAUCGUGGCGGUGUAUCCAUAAUUAUCUCCCCCAAACUUAGAUACAAGAACGUCAAAUAAAGCGUGCAAUGUCUUAGCUCUUCUUCAAUGCGUCGCUUCUCACAAAGAAACUAGAUAACUCUUCCUUAAAGCUCACAUUCCCUUGUUCCUAUAUCCUUUCCUUAACACUGUGAGCAAGGGGAGACCCUUUGAAUACUUAAGGUUAACAUCACUUGGUGUUAUUGGUGCUUUGGUAAAAAUGGAUGAUUCUGAUGUCAUAAGUUUCCUCCUUCAGACAGAAAUUAUACCUCUCUGUCUUAGAAUUAUGGAAAGGGGCACUGAGUUGUCACAGACUGUUGCAACCUUCAUCAUUUAAAAGAUACUAUUAGAUGAACAAGGAUUGAAUUACCUAUGCUAAACUGCUGAAAGAUUCUUUGCAGUGAGUACAGUUCUCAACAACAUGGUGCAAGGUCAGACUGAGAAGUCAUCAUCGAGAUUGUUGAAGCAUAUCAUCAGAUGUUACAACAGACUUGCUGAGAACCCCCGGGCAAGAAUUGCUCUAAAGCAAAACAUUCCGCUAAUUGUGAAAGAAUCAAGACUUUUAGAUUCAUUGGAUGAAUCUUCAAAGAAAUGUCUCAGGAGUUUCAAUGACGCCAUAUUCAGCAGCGAAAACGAUGCCCAAAAUCUCAAUGAAAACAAUGCAUUUAUUUCUCAGCAACAAACUAUUGAUACAUUCAGUGCUUACUCUAAAACCAGCGAUCUUUCCAGUUUAGAAAACUUCAGAAACAAGACUCCAGUUCAAGACAUUGGGGCUAUGAAUAAUAUGAAUUUCAAAAUCCAAAAUGCUAGUUUUGUUCCCCAAGGCUUGCCUCAAUAGGUUCUUUAGCAAACACAACCCUAGUAGCAAGUUUUCAUAAGUAGACCUGGCAGUACAAUUAACGAUAAAGCUGUUUUGUAAACUCAAAGCAUGCCUUUUUAAAGAAUGGGAAUGACCUCACCUCCUCCAAUGGGAUAGAAAUUCAUCCCUCAAGGAAACAUGAUGGGAGGUUAACCAGGCAUGGACCAUUAAACUCAAUCAAUGUACUAUCAAUAAGCUGUAAAUGGACUUCACUAUCAAGCUAAUAGCUUGUAUAUGCCUUAACCAUCACAUUCAGCACCGAAUAACUUUAUGCCUCAGCUUCACUCUCCUUCUCCUCAUUAGCAAAACUUCAUAUUGCAAUAGCAAAAGCAAUAGUAAGCUCAGUAUCCAUUCCAAUAGUAGUACGGUUUUCCUCAGCAAACAUUCGACCCUAAUCAGCUUAAUUAGUUGUACGGUAAUGGAGGUGCUGGAGGGUUAGGUCAUUUUACUGGCUAGUGA
Stylonychia lemnae is the source of this 1551-nucleotide messenger RNA. Lineage: Eukaryota; Ciliophora; Spirotrichea; Sporadotrichida; Oxytrichidae. The record is from the annotation of a GenBank genome assembly.